Messenger RNA from Ricinus communis (castor bean), 519 nucleotides. RefSeq names its product myb-related transcription factor, partner of profilin-like. The transcript is spliced from 2 exons. NCBI's taxonomy places the organism in Eukaryota, Viridiplantae, Streptophyta, Magnoliopsida, Malpighiales, Euphorbiaceae. The record is from RefSeq and is a predicted model, not a curated record. Bases 1 to 519 code for a protein of 172 amino acids.
AUGGUACGCCUUAAGACUACCGCUCAAAAGAGAACCUCCACUCGCUGGCGAAGUAAAGGGACAUCCUCCAAUCCCGGCGACGCGAAUGCCGUUCCUCAACCCAACCCUAACGAAGCAGAUCCACCUACAGAGAUGACAACAAUACCUCAAGAGUCUAACGCGAUGGUCUCGCCCGACAUCGAUGCAACUACAGCCCCACCCACUGCUGACGCAAUAGUUCGUCCAAAAAAAACAAUAGCAGCCGCUCGGAACGACGGUAAAAUCACAUUUAGGCGAACUCGCCUAGGGAAAGGGAAAGCUAUCCUACCACCAUCGGAAGCCGAAUUGACUGGAUUUUUGAAAUUCACUACCAAAGCCCGAAAGAACAGGUACGCCGAUGUACGAACGCGAUCAAUUUACCCAGGAUGCUUCACGGACCCUGUACCACCACCGCCCCCUCCUUCAGCGACUUUUCCUACUCUUCAUCCUCUAGCAAAUCCAGCCAGUGAGGAUACGUCGUCAACAGACUACCAGCAGUGA